AUGCUGAAGAGGAAAUUACGGUUUUGCCACAACUCACACUUCAGGCUUUUCUUGGGUCUAACUCUUAUUUUAGUAAUCGUUUCGGUUUUGAAAGUCAACCAGAAACAAGACUUCUUAAAUCGGAGACAUCUAGAGCUGACAGAAGAAGACCCUAUUGGCAAUGUUAACUGCACCAAGAUUACAGAGGGGGAUAUAGAAGAAAUUCAAAAGGUAAAGCUUGAGAUGUUGUCAGUGUCAUUUAAGAGACGUCCCAGACUAACAACAAAUGAUUAUAUUAACAUGACAGCAGACUGUGCCUCCUUCACCAAGGCUAGGAAAUACAUUACAGAACCUCUCAGCAAUGAAGAAGCAGAAUUUCCAAUUGCUUACUCGAUAGUGAUUUAUCACAAAAUUGAGAUGCUUGAUAGACUUCUAAGAUCAAUCUAUGCCCCUCAGAAUUUUUACUGCAUUCAUGUUGACAAAAAGUCUCCAGAAUCUUUUUUUGCUGCUGUGAAGGGAAUAGUCUCUUGUUUUGAUAAUGUCUUUAUUUCCAGCCAGUUAGAGAGUGUUGUAUAUGCUUCAUGGAGCAGGGUGCAGGCAGACAUUAACUGCAUGAAAGAUCUCUACAGAAGAAGUUCAAACUGGAAAUACCUAAUAAACCUCUGUGGCAUGGACUUCCCUAUAAAGACUAACCAGGAAAUAGUAGAGAAAUUAAAAGCCCUUAAAGGUGAAAACAGCUUGGAAACGGAAAAAAUGCCUGUUUAUAAAGAAGUAAGGUGGAAAAAACACCAUGAAAUUAUUGAUGGUAGAAUAAAGAACACGGGUGUAGACAAACAACUACCACCUCUCAGUACUCCGAUUUUUUCUGGUAGUGCCUAUUUUGUAGUCAGCAGAAGAUUUGUAGAACACACACUAGAAAGCAGCAAAAUACUUAAGUUCAUUGAAUGGGCAAAAGACACUUACAGCCCAGAUGAGUACCUGUGGGCAACAAUUCAGAGAAUCCCUGAAGUCCCCGGUGCAGUUUCUUCUAGUGGCAAGUAUGAUGUUUCUGACAUGAACGCACUGGCCAGGUUUGUCAAGUGGCAGUACUUUGAAGGUGAUGUGUCUAAAGGUGCACCCUACCCACCAUGCAGUGGAGUUCAUGUUCGUUCUGUCUGUGUUUUUGGGGUAGGAGACCUGAACUGGAUGCUACGAAACCACCACUUCUUUGCUAAUAAGUUUGACACUGAUGUUGACCCUUUUGCAGUGAAGUGUUUAGAAGAGCAUUUGCGACACAAAGCUUUGUAUCUGCAAAAGAACUGA
This is a messenger RNA of Mesitornis unicolor (brown roatelo), 1281 nucleotides long. It is a transcript of the gene GCNT1, whose product is annotated as glucosaminyl (N-acetyl) transferase 1, core 2. The record is from RefSeq and is a predicted model, not a curated record. The transcript has a single exon. NCBI's taxonomy places the organism in Eukaryota, Metazoa, Chordata, Aves, Mesitornithiformes, Mesitornithidae. Gene Ontology annotation, molecular function: beta-1,3-galactosyl-O-glycosyl-glycoprotein beta-1,6-N-acetylglucosaminyltransferase activity. The coding region runs from base 1 to 1281 and encodes 426 amino acids. Gene Ontology annotation, cellular component: membrane.